Messenger RNA from Drosophila elegans, 328 nucleotides. RefSeq lists its product as uncharacterized. The record is from RefSeq and is a predicted model, not a curated record. The transcript has a single exon. The coding region runs from base 68 to 292 and encodes 74 amino acids. NCBI's taxonomy places the organism in Eukaryota, Metazoa, Arthropoda, Insecta, Diptera, Drosophilidae.
UCAGUUGAAAUCAGUGUCGCUCUCAAAACGGUAGUGUGGUGGUCAAGAAAAUAAAAGGCAAUCUAUAAUGCUGCAAGAUCAGAAUAAAACCAACAUGGCGAACCCAUCCAUAGGAUACGCCCUUAAACGCAGAAACGAUCGUUUUGUGGUCGAGCCAAUAUUGGGAAUCGUAAAUCCAGCUUAUGAACCCGAUCUGGAAGGAGAUAUAUCCGCAAUCAAUAGAAAAUGGCGAGUACAGAUAAUUGUUUACUUAUAUAAUCAGCAGCAGUGUUUAAGAUAUAAGCAAGUUUGAAGCUCAGCUGUCUAAUCCGAUGUCAAAGGCUUUUUA